AGAACUAGGAGAAGCGGUGAAACUAGGUCCAAGGCGGGGAGCGUCUCGGUUAGAAUGAGGGAAAUAAAGAGGAUAUCCUUUGGGGGAUGAUGGGUGAGGACCUACCGCAUGAGAAGUGUGGCGACGGCCGAAGACACUGAGGGACUGGCGGGUUCAGGCUCAGGGCAGCUUGGACGAUACCAUCUGCGGAAGGGCGUUGGGGCGAUACCAUCUUAAGGGUGCGAAGGGGGUGGCAAAGAACAGACUUGGAAGGUGCUACUUUGGAGGAGGCAGGGCGCACGUGGGAACCCGAAGGGACUGGACAGCCGCCCACAUCCCCAUUUCCUUCCCCAGCCGUCCCGAUCCUGCCAUGAGCGCUCUGGUGCGGACCGAGCCGCUGCCCGGGGAGCCGCCUCUGCUAGUGAGCGGCGACCCUUACUCCGUGGUGGUCCUGCUGCAGGGCUACGCGGAGCCCGAGGGGGUCGACGAUGCGGUACGCGCCGACGGCUCCGUGACGCUUGUGCUGCCUCAGGCCUGGAGCUCAGCCUCCGGCACCCGAGAGUCCCCGCCCGAGGGCGGCGGGGCGAAGACCGUCCUGGAGGAGGUGGCCCGUGGCCCCAUCCUCGUGGACACUGGGGGCCCCUGGGCUCGGGAGGCGCUCCUGGGGGCCCUGGCGGCGCAGGGCGUGGCCCCCGGAGACGUGACUCUGGUGGUGGGCACCCACGGACACUCGGAUCACAUCGGGAACCUGGGGCUUUUUCCCGGGGCGGCUUUGCUGGUCUCGCACGACUUCUGCCUCCCCGGGGGCCGCUACCUCCCCCACGGGCUAGGUGAGGAGCGGCCCCUGCAGCUGGGCCCGGGGCUCGAGGUGUGGGCCACGCCGGGCCAUGGGGGCCAGCGGGACGUGAGCGUGGUGGUGGCGGGCACGGCCCUGGGCACCGUGGUGGUGGUGGGCGAUGUGUUUGAACGCAACGGAGACGAAGACUCAUGGCAAGCGCUGAGCGAAGACCCGGUGGCCCAGGAGAGGAGCCGGAAGAGGGUCCUAGCCACUGCGGACGUGGUCGUGCCUGGUCACGGAGCCCCCUUUAGGGUGGUCAGGGAAGCCCCUCAGCCAGGGAACUGACGUCCAGAAGACCAGAGGAACCCCCCUGUCAGCCGAGUCAGAGGAGUCAGGGGUGAUCGCUUCCAGCCCUUGCAAGAGGCUGGUUUUCCAGCGAGGACAGUCAUCUCUAUCACUGGUUCUGCAACCAGACUAGGUAGGACCAAGGACUGGCUCAGCCGUGUGCCACCUCUUGGGGCCCCCGUAGAAUGGGAGAAUGUUCUUGGGAGGGUCGUCCAAAAUAAAAAUAGG
Molecule: messenger RNA, 1330 nt
Organism: Neomonachus schauinslandi (Hawaiian monk seal)
Lineage: Eukaryota; Metazoa; Chordata; Mammalia; Carnivora; Phocidae
Gene: MBLAC1
Product: metallo-beta-lactamase domain containing 1
Exons: 1
Coding region: 350-1102 (250 amino acids)
Source: RefSeq, a predicted model, not a curated record